AUGUACACUGAUCAUCAGGGCCCUGAUGAUCAGUGUGGCCCCAGAAUCAGUGCUCAUCAGUGCCACAUGCCAGUGCCCAUCAGUGCAUACCAGUGCACAUCAAUGCCACAUAUCAGUGCCCAUCUGAGCUGCCUUUCAAUGUCACCCAUCAAUGCCAAUCAUGUCGCCUAUCAGUGCGCAUCAGUGCCGCCUAUCAGUGCCAUAACAGUGCCAUAUAUCAGUGCUGCCUUUCAGCGCCCAUCAGUGAUGCCUGUCAAUGCCCAUCAGUGCAACCUACCAGUGCCUCCUCAUCAGUGCACCUAUCAGUGCAGCCUAUCAGUGCCCAUCACUGUAGCCUCAUUAGCGCACAUCAGU
Messenger RNA from Staurois parvus, 354 nucleotides. The record is from the annotation of a GenBank genome assembly. NCBI's taxonomy places the organism in Eukaryota, Metazoa, Chordata, Amphibia, Anura, Ranidae.